AUGGGCAACAAAGUGGUCACGUUUACCGAUGAGCAGCUGGAGGAUUAUCAGGAUUGCACCUUCUUCACCCGGAAGGACAUUCUGCGGGUGUACAAGCGGUUUCGGAGCAUGAACCCGGAUUUGGUGCCGAAGGUGAUGAUCGAGGGUCAGGCCAGCACCCUGAAGGUUUCCCGGGAGUGCAUCGAACGGAUGCCGGAACUGGUGGAAAAUCCCUUCAAGCGCCGGAUGUGCGAAGCAUUUUCCCGGGACGGCGAUGGGGAUUUGACGUUCGAGGAAUUUUUGGACCUGCUGUCGGUGUUCAGCGAGAUGGCCCCAAGGGAUAUUAAAGUGUUCUAUGCCUUUAAAAUAUAUGAUUUUGACAAGGACGGCUUUAUCGGGCAUGCCGAUUUGCUCAACGUCAUCAUCGCCUUAACACGAAACGAACUAACCAUCGAAGAACAUCAACAGAUUGCCGAGAAGGUUAUCGAAGAGGCGGAUGUCGAUGGAGACGGGAAACUGUCCUAUCUGGAGUUCGAGCACGUGAUUACGCGGGCACCGGACUUUAUAUCGACUUUUCACAUUCGAAUUUAG
Messenger RNA from Uranotaenia lowii, 570 nucleotides. RefSeq names its product calcium and integrin-binding family member 2-like. Gene Ontology annotation, molecular function: calcium ion binding. The coding region runs from base 1 to 570 and encodes 189 amino acids. NCBI's taxonomy places the organism in Eukaryota, Metazoa, Arthropoda, Insecta, Diptera, Culicidae. The record is from RefSeq and is a predicted model, not a curated record. The transcript is spliced from 2 exons.